UACCUCCAGGAGACCAACCUCGACGCCUUCCAUAAGGACCUGACUCUCAUCCUCGAGGCGAUCCCGGUGCCCAGGAGUGUCAGCAAGAGGGCCAAGUCUUUGCUCCACCUCGAGGGAGGAGAAGGGCGGGCGAGGGACAGCAUGGAGGACGACAUGAACGCUCACAUACGCCCGCACGAGGAAUCCAGGGCGAAGAGUAUGGAAUUUCUUCUCUCGGAAGACAACAAAAUGGCAAUUCAGCCUCCUGAGAACGAGCUAAUGAAGGGAAGCGAACGCGUCGUGUCGGAGGCGGAGCUUCGAGUCCGCCGCUCCCUGCAGCGCCUCCACGUUCCUGAUUGGAUGAAGAACGCCCCGCCCUCCGAGGGGUUCCUCCUCAAGAGACAGGGUGGAGCGGGUGGAGGAGGAGGUGGAGGUGGAGCGGGAGGUGGAGGAGGAGGCUGGGCGUCGUACUCCACCAAGGCGGGGUCGAUGACGUCACUCGGCUCGGCGCGGAAGGUGGUGAUCCCGACGCGCGUGACGUCGUCGAGGGGGCUGGUGACGUCGGCGGGGGGGAUGACGUCAUCGAUGGGGGGAGGAGCCGCGAUGGCGUCGCCGUACGGGAUGGCCUCGUCGAUGACGUCACCGAGCUCCGCCUCCGUCAGCCCCUCCCCGAGCGACAAAAUCUCCCUGUUCACGUAUCCUUCGGGGCGGUGGAGCUCCUCCCGCCUCAGCUCGGGCACGGUCACGCCCACCGGCUCCAUCAGGACCCUGGGCACGCCCACGAGUCUCUCCAGGACGCCUUAUUUGGGCUGGCGCUCCCAGACGUCCCUGGCCCGCUCCCAGACGUCCCUGUCGGGGUCCCAGACGUCCGUCCUGGGUUCCUACAUGACCCCAGCCGAGCGACUGGCCAUGGGGGUCACGUCCUUCUCCUUCCUGAGGAAGAAGGAAGAAGGAGAGGGUGAAGGAAGAGGAGAAGAAGGGGAGAAGGAGAAGAGGGAGAAGGAAGAAGAGAGGACGAGAGAGGAAGGAGAGAGAGACGGACGGUUGGACGGGGAAGCGAGGAGCGAAGGCGGGGAGAGAGAGGGAGAGGCCGAUAAACGGGAAGGAGGGAGAGAGGGAGAAGAGGACGUGCAUUCCUCGAUCAGGGAGGUCACUUCUGCAAUCGUGCACUAUUGCAAGGACUCCAGCCCUUCCCCCAGGGCCACGCGAGGUCACAGGUCACGGCCGGUGCAUCCCCCGCCCCCCGUGCCAUCCAGGGGAGGUCAAGACAGGUCGAGGUCCCCCGUGGAAGGUCAAGAGAGGUCAAAGUCGCCUUUCGAGAGCCAAACCAGGUCGAGGACCCCCGUGGAAGGUCAAGAGAGGUCAAACUCGGCUCUAGACGACCAAGAGAGACUGUUCAACCUCGAAAGAAGGUCACUCACGCCCUUGGAAGGCCAGAUGAGGUCAAACUCCCCCCUUGGAGGUCAAAUGAGGUCUAACUCACCCCUGGGAGGUCAAAUGAGGUCGAACUCACCACUGGGAGGUCAAGUGAGGUCAAAUUCACCGAUGGGUCAGAUGAGGUCAAACUCCCCGCGGCGACUGGUGUGGGUGGAGAGCUCCUUUGUCGGUUCGAGGCCGAUUCACUCCCCGGAGACGCCCACCGCCUCCACCCACGCCCUCGCGACGCCCACGCCGACUUCGGAGGUCAUGGGGUCAACGGUCAACGGCGAGGGGUCAGGCCAGGUCAGGAUGGAGGAGGAGGCGACGUUGAGGCCAAAGAGUUCGACGCCAGGUGAGUAUCUCAUGGCUUGGUGAGGAGUGACCCAAGAUGACCUGAAGUGACCUCGGAAAAAAAAUGUUAGGUCAUUGCGUGUUGUGUGGGUGUCACGGCAUAUCAAAAGGAGGUGACCUGAGAUGACCUUGUGAAGUGAUCUCGUUGGAAAACAAAAUGUUAGGUCAUUGUGAGGUGACCUGAGGACUUAUGGUGCUCUAACUGAAAAAAAAGUGAAACCAGGUCAUUGGAUGACCCGGCUUGUAAAAGAGGCGACCUGAGACCUGUCGAAAUUGACCUUGGAUGACCUUGUGAGGUAGCUUACCUGAAAAUGUGUCAGGUCACGGACAAAUGUUAGGUCAAAUAUUGAAACAGGUCAACCC
This is a messenger RNA of Penaeus vannamei (Pacific white shrimp), 2112 nucleotides long. Its product is annotated as mucin-5AC. Lineage: Eukaryota; Metazoa; Arthropoda; Malacostraca; Decapoda; Penaeidae. The record is from RefSeq and is a predicted model, not a curated record.